GCUGGGUGUGUUGGUCGGCAGUCCAGUUGGUCCGGACUCCUCCGUGUUGCAGUCGGUCUCCAGGAUGAAGCUCCUUGCUUUCUGCGCGCUGCUGUUGGUCAACAACUGCUCAGCUGACAGAGCAGCAGACUCUCCGUCGGUGAGUCUCCAGCCCUGGUUGGUGGGUCUGACGGCCGUCGUUGGUUUCCUCCUGCUCGUCUUCGUCGUCGUGAUUGUUCGCAGACUGCUGAAGAAGAACAGGGACGACGAGGAGGGAUCCACCUACGAUAAAGUUACCGGGGCCGCUGAAGGGGAGACUAAACAAACCAGCCUGUGAUGAACCGGCUCCAGAAACACCGUUCUGACAACUAUGGGGACAAAAAUACAGUGAUGGACACGCCUACAUUAUGACAUCAUACUGACAGUUUGAUCCCAGUCUGCUAUUGUCUAUCACGUAUGAAGUUGUCAGGUUCUGUGUGUGUAUAUGUGUGUGUGUGAUGUUUAAAUUAAAACUUUCAAA
Molecule: messenger RNA, 499 nt
Organism: Cololabis saira (Pacific saury)
Lineage: Eukaryota; Metazoa; Chordata; Actinopteri; Beloniformes; Belonidae
Product: small integral membrane protein 24-like
Exons: 3
Coding region: 65-316 (83 amino acids)
Source: RefSeq, a predicted model, not a curated record